Cynocephalus volans (Philippine flying lemur) is the source of this 8288-nucleotide messenger RNA. RefSeq names its product Rho associated coiled-coil containing protein kinase 2 (gene ROCK2). Gene Ontology annotation, molecular function: ATP binding; small GTPase binding; Rho-dependent protein serine/threonine kinase activity. Gene Ontology annotation, biological process: smooth muscle contraction; peptidyl-threonine phosphorylation; actomyosin structure organization. The transcript has 35 exons. The record is from RefSeq and is a predicted model, not a curated record. The coding region runs from base 515 to 4939 and encodes 1474 amino acids. Lineage: Eukaryota; Metazoa; Chordata; Mammalia; Dermoptera; Cynocephalidae. Gene Ontology annotation, cellular component: centrosome; cytoplasm; cytoskeleton.
GAGGGGCUUGUGGGUAGCGGCGGCGCGCGGCUGGAGACGGGCCGCCGCGCUGGAGUGCGUGUGAGGGCGGCGGGCUUGUGAGACUGCGAGGUGGCCGGCGGCGACUAUGGGAGCGGGCCGGCGGCGGCCGUAGUUGCCCGAGCCUGGGCUUCAGCAUCCCGGGGCCCCAGAGGGUGGGCCGGGCCGCGGCGGUGGCGGCACCACUUCCCCGCUCCCGCCCGCGGAGUCCUGCGGGAGCUCGCCGCGGACCAGCGGAGCCGGCGGCGCGAAUCUGACUGAGGGGCGGGGACGCCGUCUGCUCCUCGCCGCUCCCGGCCGGGCCUGUCCGGGCCCCUUGGAGCAGCCCCCGCGCCCCGCGCCCCACACUGGCGCGGAGCCCCGAAGCCGGAGCUCGAGGCGGCUGGUGGGCCCGGGCGGAGCCCCUCCUGGAGCCGGGGGUUCGGGGGCGGCGCUAGGCCCCUAGGCGGCCGGACCAGAGCGCGAGGAGCCAGAGUGAGGGCCCGGCGGUGGCGGCAUGAGCCGGCCCCCGCCGACUGGGAAAAUGCCCGGCGCCCCCGAGGCCGUGCCGGGGGACGCGGCGGGAGCGAGCCGCCAGAGGAAGCUGGAGUCGCUGAUCCGAGAUCCUCGCUCCCCCAUCAACGUGGAGAGCUUGCUGGAUGGCUUAAAUUCCUUGGUCCUUGAUUUGGAUUUUCCUGCUUUGAGGAAAAACAAGAAUAUAGAUAAUUUCUUAAAUAGAUAUGAGAAAAUUGUGAAAAAAAUCAGAGGUCUACAGAUGAAGGCAGAAGACUAUGAUGUAGUAAAAGUUAUUGGAAGAGGUGCUUUUGGUGAAGUCCAGUUGGUUCGUCAUAAGGCAUCACAGAAGGUUUAUGCUAUGAAGCUUCUUAGUAAGUUUGAAAUGAUAAAAAGAUCAGAUUCUGCUUUUUUCUGGGAAGAAAGAGAUAUUAUGGCCUUUGCCAACAGUCCCUGGGUGGUUCAGCUCUUUUAUGCCUUUCAAGAUGAUAGGUAUCUGUACAUGGUAAUGGAAUACAUGCCUGGUGGAGACCUUGUAAACCUUAUGAGUAAUUAUGAUGUGCCUGAAAAAUGGGCCAAAUUUUAUACAGCUGAAGUUGUUCUUGCUCUGGAUGCAAUACACUCCAUGGGUUUAAUACACAGAGAUGUGAAGCCUGACAACAUGCUUUUGGAUAAACAUGGACAUCUAAAAUUAGCAGAUUUUGGCACAUGUAUGAAGAUGGAUGAAACAGGCAUGGUACAUUGUGAUACAGCAGUUGGGACACCUGAUUAUAUAUCACCGGAGGUCCUGAAAUCACAAGGGGGUGAUGGUUACUAUGGGCGAGAAUGUGAUUGGUGGUCUGUAGGUGUUUUCCUUUUUGAGAUGCUAGUGGGGGAUACUCCAUUUUAUGCGGAUUCACUUGUAGGAACAUAUAGCAAAAUUAUGGAUCAUAAAAAUUCACUAUGUUUCCCUGAAGAUGCAGAAAUUUCUAAACAUGCAAAGAAUCUCAUCUGUGCCUUCUUAACAGAUAGGGAGGUACGACUUGGGAGAAAUGGGGUAGAAGAAAUCAAACAGCAUUCUUUCUUUAAGAAUGAUCAAUGGAAUUGGGAUAACAUAAGAGAAACGGCAGCUCCUGUAGUACCUGAACUCAGCAGUGACAUAGACAGCAGCAAUUUUGAUGACAUUGAAGAUGAUAAAGGAGAUGUAGAAACCUUCCCAAUUCCUAAAGCUUUUGUGGGAAAUCAGCUGCCUUUUAUAGGAUUUACCUACUAUAGAGAAAAUUUGUUAUUAAGCGACUCUCCAUCUUGUACAGAAAACGAUUCAGUACAAUCAAGGAAAAAUGAAGAAAGUCAAGAGAUUCAGAAAAAACUGUAUACAUUAGAAGAGCACCUUAGCAAUGAGAUACAAGCCAAAGAGGAACUAGAGCAGAAGUGCAAAUCUAUUAAUACUCGCCUUGAGAAAACAGUAAAGGAGCUAGAAGAAGAGAUUACCUUAAGGAAAAAUGUGGAAUCUGCAUUAAGACAAUUAGAAAGAGAAAAGGCCCUUCUUCAGCACAAAAAUGCAGAAUAUCAGCGGAAAGCUGAUCAGGAAGCAGACAAGAAACGAAAUUUGGAAAAUGAUGUUAACAGCUUAAAAGAUCAACUUGAAGAUUUGAAAAAAAGAAAUCAAAACUCUCAAAUAUCCACUGAAAAAGUGAAUCACCUUCAGAGACAAUUGGAUGAAACAAAUGCUUUGCUGCGAACAGAAUCUGAUACUGCAGCCCGCUUAAGAAAAACCCAGGCAGAAAGCUCAAAACAGAUCCAGCAGCUGGAAUCUAACAAUAGAGAUCUUCAAGAUAAAAACUGCCUUCUGGAGACUGCCAGGUUAAAACUUGAAAAGGAAUUUAUCAAUCUUCAGUCAGCUCUAGAAUCUGAAAGGAGGGACCGUACCCAUGGAUCAGAGAUAAUUAAUGAUUUACAAGGUAGAAUAUCUGGCCUGGAAGAAGACUUAAAGAAUGGCAAAAUCUUGUUAACAAAAGUAGAGCUGGAGAAGAGACAGCUACAGGAGAGAUUUACUGAUUUGGAAAAGGAAAAGAGCAACAUGGAAAUAGAUAUGACAUACCAGCUGAAAGUUAUACAGCAGAGCUUAGAACAAGAAGAAGCUGAACACAAGGCUACAAAAACAAGACUAGCCGAUAAAAAUAAGAUCUAUGAAUCCAUUGAAGAAGCUAAAUCAGAAGCCAUGAAAGAAAUGGAGAAGAAACUCUUGGAGGAAAGGACUUUAAAACAGAAAGUAGAGAACCUGUUACUGGAAGCUGAGAAAAGAUGCUCUAUAUUAGACUGUGACCUUAAACAGUCACAGCAGAAAGUAAAUGAGCUCCUUAAACAGAAAGAUGUGCUAAAUGAGGAUGUUAGAAACUUGACAUUAAAAAUAGAGCAGGAAACUCAGAAGCGCUGUCUUACACAAAAUGACUUGAAGAUGCAAACACAGCAAGUUAACACACUAAAAAUGUCAGAAAAGCAGUUAAAACAAGAGAAUAAUCAUCUCAUGGAAAUGAAAAUGAGCUUGGAAAAACAAAAUGCUGAACUUCGAAAAGAACGUCAAGAUGCAGAUGGGCAAAUGAAAGAACUACAAGAUCAGCUUGAAGCAGAACAGUAUUUCUCAACCCUCUAUAAAACACAAGUUAGGGAACUUAAAGAAGAAUGUGAAGAAAAGACCAAACUUUGUAAAGAAUUGCAGCAGAAGAAACAGGAAUUACAGGAUGAAAGGGACUCCUUGGCUGCCCAACUGGAGAUCACCUUGACCAAGGCAGAUUCUGAGCAGCUGGCUCGUUCAAUUGCUGAAGAACAAUAUUCUGAUUUGGAAAAAGAGAAAAUCAUGAAAGAGCUGGAGAUCAAAGAGAUGAUGGCUAGACACAAACAGGAACUUACUGAAAAAGAUGCUACAAUUGCAUCUCUUGAAGAAACUAAUAGGACACUAACUAGUGAUGUUGCCAAUCUUGCCAAUGAAAAAGAAGAAUUAAAUAACAAAUUGAAGGAUGCUCAAGAACAACUGUCAAGGUUGAAAGAUGAAGAGAUAAGUGCAGCAGCUAUUAAAGCGCAAUUUGAGAAACAGCUGUUAACAGAAAGAACACUCAAAACUCAAGCUGUGAAUAAGUUGGCUGAGAUCAUGAAUCGAAAAGAACCUGUCAAGCGUGGUAGUGACACAGAUGUGCGGAGAAAGGAGAAGGAGAAUAGAAAGCUUCAUAUGGAGCUCAAAUCUGAGCGUGAGAAAUUGACCCAGCAGAUGAUCAAGUACCAGAAAGAACUCAAUGAGAUGCAGGCUCAAAUAGCUGAAGAGAGCCAGAUUCGAAUUGAACUGCAGAUGACACUGGACAGUAAAGACAGUGACAUUGAGCAGCUGCGGUCACAGCUCCAGGCCUUGCAUAUUGGUCUGGAUAGUUCCAGUGUAGGCAGUGGACCAGGGGAUGCUGAGGCAGAUGAUGGAUUUCCAGUUCAUAUCACUCAGUCACACUCUAUGGAGUCCAUGUCAUUCACCUACCAGCGUUCCUCUACUUCUCUCAAUAUUGCCACUAAGCCUUCCAGUUCUCACAUGCUCCUUGACUCUGAUUCUGACUCAGAAGAAGAAUCUUUGCCUUACUUACCCAUUUCAUCGGAACCUAAUGGUACAGAAUCAAGAUUAGAAGGAUGGCUUUCAUUGCCUGUGCGAAACAACACUAAGAAAUUUGGAUGGGUUAAAAAGUAUGUGAUUGUAAGCAGUAAGAAGAUUCUCUUCUAUGACAGUGAACAAGACAAAGAACAAUCUAAUCCUUACAUGGUGUUAGAUAUAGACAAGUUAUUUCAUGUCCGACCAGUUACACAGACAGAUGUAUAUAGAGCAGAUGCUAAAGAAAUUCCAAGAAUAUUCCAGAUUCUAUAUGCCAAUGAAGGAGAAAGUAAGAAGGAACAAGAAUUUCCAGUGGAGCCAGUGGGAGAAAAAUCUAAUUAUAUUUGCCACAAAGGACAUGAAUUUAUUCCUACUCUUUAUCAUUUCCCAACCAACUGUGAGGCUUGUAUGAAGCCACUGUGGCAUAUGUUUAAACCUCCUCCUGCUUUAGAGUGCCGUCGCUGCCAUAUUAAAUGUCAUAAAGAUCACAUGGACAAAAAGGAGGAGAUUAUAGCACCCUGCAAAGUGUAUUAUGAUAUUUCAGCGGCAAAGAAUCUAUUGUUAUUAGCAAAUUCUACAGAAGAGCAACAGAAGUGGGUUAGUCGGUUGGUGAAAAAGAUACCUAAAAAGCCUCCAGCUCCAGACCCUUUUGCACGGUCAUCUCCUAGAACUUCAAUGAAGAUACAACAGAACCAGUCUAUUAGACGGCCAAGUCGACAGCUUGCCCCAAACAAACCAAGAUUGCUUGAUUUGUCAUUUAAAGACUGGGAUUGGUCAUUUGAUGAUGAUGAUGGUGGUGAUGAUGGCGAUGUUUUUGAUUUCUGAAGAAAUAAAUGGGCUAACUGCCUUCUGUGAAAGCAGUCAUUAUUCAAGGUGAUCAUAUUCUUCCAGUUAAAACAGACUGAAAUAUGACGGCCCAAAAUUUAUUAAAAAGCUAUAUUUUCCUGAGAGACUGAUGUAUAUACACAUACAUAUAUAUGUCCCCUUUUUUCCUUAGUAAAAGUUACAAAUCUUGGAGAGAUUUUCUGGGCUCCUUUGGAGUAACAAGUUGAACCAACAAUGAUUGGUAAUAGAGUAAGGAUAUCCGAUGCAACUCUUCCAUACUUGUUCCGUAAAGCUCUCUUGGCAGUCAUUCACACUACAUUGCACCAAAGGAUUGAGAAGAGUUAAGGUUUGAAGAGAUCAUCUUUUCUGCUUCAACAGAGAGAUUUCACCAGCACAUUUACCAGAAGAACCUGAGGAUGGAUUGUACUACAGUGAUAUUGACUACAUCUUUAAGAAGUGACCAUUGUGUAUACACACAUAUAUAAAGUACUGUAACACUGCAAGAGGGUUUUUUAAACUUCCCCACUUUAUUUUUUUAUACACAUUAACCAGAUAUCAUUACUUACUGCGGUUGCAACUAUGCACUUGUAUAAAGCCAUAAUGUUGGAGUUUAUAUCAUUCAUGUGUACCUGAUGGAAGCUGCAUGUUCAUGUUUAAGCAGUUACUGUAACAAGAAGUUUGAAGUUAAUUAUUAUCAGUUUCCUAAUGCUUUGUGAUAGGCAACUUUACCCAUUUUGAAUGCCUUAAUUUAUUUUUUUUUCAGUUUCAGCCCUUUUCUGUAUUUAAAAAAACAAAAACAAAAAAAAAACCUUAGUGUUUACCAGCUCUUAGGAUUCAAACUUGCGUUGUGGAGGAAAAAUAGUGCACUAUUUUUACACAUAACAAUUAUAUCAAUGUCAGCCUAUUUUGAUGGUAUAACAAAAAAUUUUUAACGUAUUGGUCAUAGAAACAAUAAUGGAUAGUAUUGGAACUAAUAUAUCUUUGAUGUAUAUCUGUCAUUCAUCCAGCCCUUUUUACAGACCUCAGUAUUAGUCUGUGACUACAAAAUAUUUUUUGCUUUGAAUUUGCUGGCUACCCUAGAUGUGUUUUUAUUUCUGGUAAAGAUAUUUGUGACUAUUUUUACAUUUUCACACUCAAGAUUCAAAUAUUGUGUCAAAUAUAGAGAAAACUAAGACAUACUGUAGAUAUAGAUAUAUUUUAAAUAUUUAAAUGUGAUCCUCAGACACACAACUAUAUGGCAAUAUUUCAGUACUGGGUUAGGAACAUUGGUAACUGGGAAGAAUUGGCCUCAAAGGCACUUAAUUUUAUUUUUACUUUUUAAAUGCUGUUAAAAUUACAAUUUAUGCAGGACCAUUUCUGCUAUAUUUCUCACUAUCCCAGAUAAGUAUAUGUUUUAUACCACAACAGUAUGCAGCAGUGAUAAAGCAUCAAGUUUUUUAAAAAAAUUAUGUAUUCUUUUAUCAGUCUCUCAAUAUACAUACACACAGUUUGGUAUGUUAUUGAAAUAAAUCAUCUAAUAUUUCAAUGAAGGAAGUAGACAUUUUUCAUUGAUCCCUUCUAGGGUCACUGUAGAGAUGUUUAAAGAGUUAGAUCCCCAUUAUAGAUAUUAUUAGGGAAAUUGAAGAGUGGCUGUUGGCCUACUGAUGUAUUGAAACUGAAUUUUGUUAUUCUUACAUUAUCCAGUCUGUGCUCAUUUUCAUGCUGUCUGUGCUAAAACUAGAUGUGCAUGCCGUUUCCCUUGCAGGUAUGUUCUGCAGUUCUGGUUUUGGGUGACAGCUUUUUUUUUUUUAAGAUUAAAAAAUGAAAAAUAUAUAAAAUUUAUAUAGAAUAAAUAUUUCCAUUCAGUAGAGUUGUUAAAAGGAGACUGAAUUAAUAUUUUAUAUAAAGAUUUUGUUACACUAUGGGAGGUUCUAUCCUAUUAUUCUGAAUUGGAGAGUAUAUAUAUAUAUAUUUUUAAUAAACUUUAUUAAGGUGAAAUAAUUUCAAGUUUACACGUGAGUAACUGAAAUAUUUGAGUUAAAAAGGCAAAAGUUUAAAUUUUGAAUGCUGUAUAUAUUAGAGAAUAUGGAGAAUCACGGUGUGAUGCAACUGCACAGGAAAAUUAAUGUGAAGUAUUCUGGAUGAGAAAUUCUGAGGGGUGAAAAAAUCUCUCCCAUGGAGAUGCUUCACUUUAUAUGGUUGGACUUAAGGGUUUAUGAAGGUUGUUUGUCCAAAUAAUGGAAAUGUGCUUAAUAAAAAAUUCUUACCUUGGGUAAAAAUUUGCUUUUUUUACCCCAUUGCUGUUUUCAUAUACAUACAUGAGUGCACGCACCUAUCCACGUGUUUUUUCCCCCGACACUCAUUAAAUAUGAAACAACCUGAUUUUGUGCCAGUUUCUCGUUAUCUUGGGGCCCUAAAGCUUCCAAGGUAAAUAUAAGACCAAACAUUGCUUAUUCUUCACACCUGAUUUCUCCUAGAGCCAUAAAUACCUCCUACUGGGAACUAAGAAACAGUGAAUACUGGGAUUUUCUUAGUUGGAUUUCACUUCUUUUGUGGGGAUUUGGGGACAGAAGUAGAAGGAAAACUGGUGCUGGUAUUACUGUUGAAAAUUUAUGUAGUGAAUUUUUUUAAGUAUUUUUAAAAAACAUGCUAUCUAGGAGCAAGAUUUUAAAACUCUGAAAGUUUGAAUUGCUCUAGCUAAUUGACAAGUAUGCCAAGAAAUCUAAAAGAUUAGUGCUUUUAAAACUAACCUAUGCUAGAGUUUCAUGAAGCUGGCUCUGAGGGAUCUACUUUUCAUCAUUUUAUCUGUAGAUCCUAAACAAGAAGUACUCUAGGUUGCCAAACCACAAUUUAAGAAGUUAUGCUGCUGCUGUUAAUCUAUUCUUGUAGAAUUCUGGUGGUCAAAUAGAGAAAGUCAGACACAACGUUAACCUUGUUGAAAUGUGCUUUAAAUAACAUGUUUAAAAUCUGAUUAGAGCAAAUCACUUCUGAGUUUCUCAGUCUGUGUUGACACUGCUACUGACUCACCUCUUUCCCUGGAAUAAGGCUUUUGUUUCCUUAUGUUGUGAAGAUACCAGAAUUGAUCUGUAAAGCACUUUGAAGAUAAGCACUGUCUGACAGUGCAGAAUAUUAUGCUUGGGGGACCUCUCCUUGAUUCUCUUCCCCAUAAAUAAUGAGUUUUAUUUGGAAUUGUAAUAAGUUAUGAACUGCAUGGUUUAGAUAAUCAUAAAUAUUUGAUCAGCUGUCCCCUCUGAACAAAAAUCAUAUCCCCUUGAUUUUUCAUUUUUAAAUUUUGUUGCAUCUUUCUAGUAAUGUAAUUGUAUUUUAUGCCUGCUUUUUAUAAAAAAAUUAAAUAAAAAUUAAGACAUAA